AUGACGGUUAUUAUUGCAUCGCUAUUUCUUCCCUUCACAGUAAACUUCCAUGUGAAUAAAGGUCGCAACAGUGUUGCGGCUGAAGCUCCCCCGCCAGCGCCGGCGCCAGCUGUCAGCCCUGGCAAGACUCCAGUCACUCCGCCUACAAGUUCCGGUGCCAGUUUAUUCGACAAGGGUAUAUUCGAGAAUAAUAAAGCCAGUGUAGUACAUUCGGGACUUACACCAGGCGCGACGACCGACCACGAACGUAUCUUUGCCCAUGCUGUAGCUAAAGCUGAGGAUCAACAGACAGGCUACCCGUUUCCACUUAUUUCCACUCCACCUUCUGAAAACCCACUUCUCACAGAGAGCGAGGCUCAUUCGCCAGCAUGGGGCUCAACUCAUCAGCUCACCCAGCCGAAAGCAAAGACCCUUCUGUCGCCGUCGCCGUCAAUCCUUAAGCACCAAGACCCCAUCUCGUUGAUCAAGGAGACUACUCUGCCUAAGAUUCCUGAAGUUGCUGCGCAUGUGAAUCCAUACGUCGGACUUAAAAAACAUGGGUUGAUAAGUCGAAAAAUGUCCUUCUCAAGGGCGGAGUGGACGAUUCAAACGGCAGAGCAAGGCAACGGUGGUCUGCGAAAUGCUGUUCGCUCAUCUAAAGAUGCUGGAUAUUUGGAGGAGAUGGUAUGGGUAGGCACACUGGGCAUGCCGACCGAUGUGCUGGCAGAUCCUACGCGCAAUGAUAUCGCUGAGCGAUUGGAGCUCGAGUAUGACUCGCUGACCGUAUUUGUCAAUGACGGCGACUUUGAUGGUCACUAUAACCACUUCUGCAAGACCAUUCUUUGGCCGGUCUUUCACUACCAGAUUCCAGAUAACCCCAAGAGUAAAGCAUAUGAAGACCACUCCUGGGUCUACUAUGUAAAACUCAACCAGGCAUUUGCGGAUCGUAUCGCGAAACAUUGGAAACGAGGUGACUCGGUAUGGAUUCAGGAUUAUCACCUGCUCCUCGUUCCAGCCAUGUUACGCAAACUAAUCCCCGAUGCCGAAAUUGGCUUCUUCUUACACAUUGCAUUCCCAUCUUCGGAGGUCUUCAAGUGUUUGGCGCCGCGCAAGGAGUUGCUUGAAGGCAUCCUCGGUGCUAAUCUGAUCGGUUUCCAGACUAGUGAAUAUUGUCGACAUUUCUUGCAAACUUGCAGUCGCAUCUUGUGCGUGGAGGCUACCACUGAGGGAAUUCAGAUGGAAGACCGCUUCAUCAAUGUGGGGACAUUCCCGAUUGGUAUUGACCCAACUUCCUGGGACAAGCGACGUCGAACGGAGGAUGUGGAGCAAUGGGUCGAUAUUAUCUUUGAACGAUACCAGGGUAAACGACUCAUUGUUUCCCGCGACAAGAUUGACUCUGUCCGGGGAAUCCGUCAAAAAUUGCUGAGCUACGAGCUCUUCCUCAACACCUAUCCCGAGUGGGCAGACAAGGUGGUCUUAAUUCAGGUCGCGACCAGUACGACAGAACAGCCCGAAUUAGAGGCUACUAUCUCCGACAUUGCAAUGCGAAUAAACUCUAAUCACUCAACCUUGGCUCACCAGCCCUUGGUGUUCUUGAAGCAAGAUCUUGCAUUCUCACAAUAUCUUGCUCUUAUCACUGUCGCGGAUGCAUUGAUGAUUACCAGUCUCCGAGAAGGCAUGAAUUUGACCAGCCACGAAUUCGUGUACUGUCAAGACGGGAGCUACGGAGAGAAGAAAUACGGCUCCCUCAUUCUGAGCGAGUUCACCGGCAGUGCAUCCGUGUUCGGAAAUCACGCUCUCCUAGUGAACCCGUGGGAUUACCGACAGUGUUGCGAGGCGAUUCACACAGCACUGACUCGAGAUGAGACGGAACGUAAACGGGUAUGGGAGGAACUGCACCGUGCGGUCCUUCAAAACUCUACUGCCAACUGGGUCAAAUCAUUCAAUGAGACCCUGAAGCGUGUCUGGGAUGAACAGUCUGCACGAGAGAUUAUGGCUGUUCCGCGUCUUUCCGUGCCACGACUUGUUGAGCGAUACCGACAGUCCAAGCGCCGGCUAAUGAUUGUUGACUAUGAGGGUACUCUAGCCUCAUGGGGAUCUCCUCGCAGCAUCAUUCUUACAACACCUCAACGUGCGAUUACCACCCUGACGGAGCUCACGGAUGAUCCCGCCAACGUGGUAUACGUGAUGAGCUCGCGUAUGCCAGAGGAAAUGGAGCGACUAUUCCGGCAAGUCAACAACCUGGGACUUAUUUCCGAGAAUGGAUGUUUUGUCCGCGAACCUCAAUCCGACGAGUGGACCUGGCUUGCCAACAAGGCCCAUAUUCAAACCUGGAAGAAGUCCGUAUCGAAUAUCCUAGCGUAUUUCAAAGACCGGACUGAAGGUAGCUGGGUUGAGGAGCGUCAUUGCUCGCUUGUGUUUCACUAUGGCUCCGCUGAAGACCGACCUGGCGCCGCACGACUUGCUGCUGAAUGUGCCGAUCAUAUUAAUGAUGCCUGUUCCAGUUACGGGGUGCAUGCUAUACCCGUUGAAGGAGCUCUCAUUGUGGAAACCGUCAGCACCACCAAAGCAUCAGCGGCCGAACUCGUCUGGCGAUGGUGUCUGGAAGCCUCCGAAAAGCAUGAAACUGUGAAACCUGAUUUCCUGCUGGUUAUUGGCGACAACCGAGAAGAUGAGCCCGUAUUCCGUUGGGCUAACAAGUUGCAAAAAGCCAAAGGUGUCGAGUAUGCCAUGACUGUGACAUUGGGAUCACGAAGCACCGAGGCUAAAGCUACAUUGACACAAGGAGUGACCGGUGUCCUGUCUUGUUUGCAGCAAUUUCCGACUGCGUCCAAACCCGCCGUGCAGUAG
Messenger RNA from Penicillium malachiteum, 2829 nucleotides. Its product is annotated as putative alpha,alpha-trehalose phosphate synthase subunit TPS3. Lineage: Eukaryota; Fungi; Ascomycota; Eurotiomycetes; Eurotiales; Aspergillaceae. Gene Ontology annotation, molecular function: catalytic activity. Bases 1 to 2829 code for a protein of 942 amino acids. The record is from RefSeq and is a predicted model, not a curated record. The transcript has 3 exons. Gene Ontology annotation, cellular component: cytosol; alpha,alpha-trehalose-phosphate synthase complex (UDP-forming). Gene Ontology annotation, biological process: trehalose biosynthetic process.